GCUCCGCCCCCUGGCCGCUGCCGCGUGCGCAGUAGCCGUUCGUGAGACAUCCGCGCGCUCGCUGUCUGCAGUUAAACUCCCGUGAAGGAUUGAAGGAGAAGACAUGGAGGAGACGGGGGGCGCGAGCGCGUAUGGCGUCUCGCUCGCAGGAAAAGGUUUUGACUUCAACAAGUUCGUCCGACAGCCGUUAACAGUGGUGCGCGUGCUCAGCUGGGUGUUUGCUAUUGUGGUGUUCUCCUGCAUCGAAUCAGAGGGGUACAUCAACGCCCCCACCAGCCCCCAGGUGAAGUGCAUCUUCAACAAGAAUGACUCUGCGUGCCACUACGCCGUCGGGAUCGGGGUGAUUGCCUUUCUGGCGUGCGUGGGCUUCCUGCUGCUGGACGUUUACCUUCUGUUUUCGAGCAGCGCCCAGGAGAGAAAACUCGCAGUUGCAGCCGACCUGGGCUUCUCAGGCCUCUGGACCUUCUUGUGGUUCGUGUGUUUCUGCCUGCUGACCAGUCAGUGGAGCCGCACUGAGGACAUGCGCGGCAUCCCCAAGGACGCGGGGCGUGCCGCCAUUGCCUUCUCCUUCUUCUCCAUUGCCACAUGGGGAAUCACCACCUACUUCACACUGGGACGCUUUCGCCACGGCGUGGACAGUCUCACCAUCCCCACCUACACGGACCCACCUCCAGACCAGCACACCCCCUACCCUCCCACCUACGCCCCCACCACCUACACGCCGUACCCCAGCAACGUGCCGGACACGCUUCAGCACCCUUCCUUCAGCUCCACCCUCCCACCUCAGGGAGAUGCUGGCUACCAGCCGCCCACAUACUGACGCAGUGAGGGGGGGCAGCUGUAUCAUACUGAUGUGCUUUCACAUGCGCUUUAACACACCGGUGGACACUGCUGGGUUUUUUUUUUUUAGAGGGGGGGGACAGUCUGUAAAUGAGCAACCUUUGAACUUUGUAGAAACCACUUUCACCUCAACAAACUGCUCCUUGUGGCUCAUGGGACAGAGACCAACAAUCAGGGGGGAUGAAGUGUUUGAUUAUGAGAUGCUAACCUUGACAUCUGAAGCAGCUGGGAGAAGGGGCGGGGCUUAGUGUCUGGUCUAACAGGAUUAACAUGAAGGUACUUCGUUAACUGUCAGGUGAGCGUCCCAGGGUUUUAAACUGUGCAUAUCUGUACAGCGGGAAUCGAACGCCCGUCCUGCCUAGCUGGAGGGGCUCAGACCAGCUGCUGUGAUCAUGUGGGAAGUUCAAUGUCAGGUUGAGUGACCUGUUCAGACGUCGGAAAGUGGUCACGAAGUGAAAAAUUACGUUAAUUUUGAGUCCGAUCUGAAUGUUGGGGGUGCGGCCGUCCGUCAUUGAAGACUGUUGUUCAGAAGUGAUCUGGGAACUGGAUGAAUCUGCAGAAAUGCUCUGAAAAUGGGCUGAUCUGUCUGUUCUAUUAAAGCGGGUUAAAAACACACAGGUGCUUCUGCUCCGGUCAAACCACCGUCAGUCUGUUUCCAUUUCUGCCAUGCUGCCCAGCUCCAGCACUCGCCAGGAUCCAACAGCUUAUUUUAGUCCUGGGGGGUUGGAUUACGCAUCAACAGGCAGAAGUGAAAGCUUCUGCUUCUCAAAGAGUCAGUUUGACGACUAAAACUUUACUCUUGACCUAAAAUACAUGACAUUUCAUGAUGAAAAAAUCGUUUAUAAAAAUAACUUAACACUUAAAAGCUAAAAUUACACCACUCCAUAAGUGCUUCAUGUAAAUGAAUAAAAAAUACACAGAA
Oryzias latipes (Japanese medaka) is the source of this 1762-nucleotide messenger RNA. RefSeq names its product synaptogyrin 2b (gene syngr2b). Gene Ontology annotation, cellular component: synaptic vesicle membrane; neuromuscular junction. The record is from RefSeq and is a predicted model, not a curated record. Lineage: Eukaryota; Metazoa; Chordata; Actinopteri; Beloniformes; Adrianichthyidae.